AUGAGGCUUUUCAAACAUUCGUUGCGCCUUGUGGCAACGGCGCUUGCACUCCUCACGGUGGGCACUGAUGCCCGGUCGCAAGAGCCCAAUGCUAUCCAACGUGUUUCGACCCUCGAUCAUACAACGAUAAACACGCCCUCCCAUCAAAUAGACCACCUUUCUCAUUUCGAUAUAACGUUCAAUCUUCGCGACAAGAAUCAGAGAAUUAAACUAGAACUAGAACCGAACCACGACAUUCUCGCCGAAGACGCUUAUGUACAAUACCUAGACGCCGAAGGUAAAGUUCGGCGGGAGGAGGCUAUCCCACGACAUGAACACAAGGUCUUCAAAGGAAGAUCCCUGAAGGGGCGAGGGAAGGGCCAGUGGGACCCGGUAGGCUCGGCCAGAAUCUACAUCAAGAAUGACGGACCCCAGCCACUGUUCGAAGGUGUAUUCAGUAUCCACGGCGACAAUCAUCACGUGGAAUUAAAAUCGACCUACAUGGAAAAGAAGCGCUCCCAGGACGUCGACAUUCCCGACCGAAAAGGCGAUUACAUGGUCUUUUACCGUGAUUCCGAUAUGAUCCGACAGAUCCAUACCGACCUCAAGCGUUCACUGCCCAUUGAUUCAUCGUGCUCAGCAGACAAGUUGGGCUUCAAUGCCGACCCCAACCACCCAGUUCUUCAACCUUUAGAGCAGGAGAGCAUGGGUAGCUGGGGAGCGAUGUCCCUGAAUUCCUUAUUUGGGCUGAGCAAGCGGCAGUCUGAUAUUGGCGGCUCUUCGGGAAAUGCUGGCGGAGUGAAUUUGAAGUCCACCAUUGGUAGCACCUCAGGCUGUCCCAAUACCAAGCAGGUUGCGCUCAUCGGAAUCGCCACCGACUGCGAAUUUACCGGUUCGUUCAAAGACGAGGAAGCGGCCAAACAGUGGGUAAUCAAUACGGUCAACAGUGCAUCCAAUGUCUAUGAGAAAUCGUUCAACAUCUCCAUCGGUCUGCGAAACCUGACUGUAACAGACAAAGAAUGUCCUCAAAACCCGCCAUCCUCAACCGAGUGGAACAUGCCCUGUUCCAAGGGAAAUAUUACGUCACGUCUGGACCUAUUCUCCAAGUGGCGUGGACAGCAAAAAGAUGAUAACGCCUACUGGACUUUAAUGAGUGACUGUCCUACGGGCCCCGAAGUCGGAUUGGCAUGGCUGGGGCAGCUGUGCAAUAACGAAGUCUCUAGCGAUGGCUCCAACGCUGUCAGCGGCACCAAUGUCGUCGUUCGCUCUUCCGGGGGUGGAUGGCAAAUCUUUGCCCACGAGUCGGGCCAUACUUUUGGGGCGGUUCACGAUUGUGAUUCCCAGACUUGUUCCCAGAACCUUGCGGCGUCUUCCCAAUGCUGCCCGCAUACUACAGAUGAGUGUGAUGCUAAGUCACAAUACAUCAUGAACCCCAGCACGGGCCAGGAUAUCACCAAGUUCUCGCCGUGUACAAUUGGCAACAUCUGCUCCGCCCUCGGUCGCAACAGCGUCAAGUCUACCUGUCUUUCCGAUAACCGCGGCGUGACUACUUACACGGGUGGCCAAUGCGGCAAUGGCAUCGUGGAGUCUGGUGAAGACUGCGAUUGUGGCGGGGAGGAGUCUUGCGGCGACAACAAAUGCUGUGAUGCUAAAACUUGCAAGUUCAAGGAUAAUGCGCAGUGUGACGAUGCCAACGACAGUUGCUGUUCGGGCUGUAAAUAUGCCAAGGCCGACACUGUCUGUCGAGCUAGCCGCGGUGAAUGUGAUGUGGAGGAGAAGUGUACUGGAAACUCGAGUACCUGUCCCUCUGAUCAUUUCAAGGAUGAUGGUUCGAAGUGCGGUAACUCGUCGGCUGGCUUGACCUGCGCCAGCGGCCAGUGUACCAGUCGGGAUUACCAAUGCCGAAGCGUUAUGGGUAGUCUUCUGCACAGCAAUGACACCAACGCAUGUAGCCAAUUCAACGACAAGUGCGAGAUCAUCUGCUCUUCCCCCGGCUUUGGCCAAUGCGCCAGUGUCAACCAGAACUUCUUGGACGGGACUCCUUGCGGCAGUGGCGGUCACUGCGACAAUGGAAGCUGCAAGGGUUCUAGCGUCAAGAACUGGAUCGAUGACCACAAAAAUGUUGUAAUUGGCAUUGCCUGCGGUGUGGGAGGGUUCAUUGUUCUUGCUAUCCUGUUCUGCCUCAUCAACCGGUGUCGCCGGUCUCGACCUACCGCAAAGCCGGUGCCACCGCGGCCUCCCUACGGCUGGACAGCCCCGAUGCCACCUCCACCACGGCCUCCUAUGGGCCAGUGGCCCAACGUACCGACGCGAGGAUACCAGGGACUAGCCACAGAACCUCCCCCACCUCCCUAUCCCGGUCCUUCGUACAACAAUCCCGGGGGCGCAGGGUACAUGCCUACUCCGGCGCGAUACGCAUGA
Aspergillus affinis is the source of this 2400-nucleotide messenger RNA. It is a transcript of the gene admB, whose product is annotated as ADAM family of metalloprotease ADM-B. The transcript is spliced from 2 exons. Bases 1 to 2400 code for a protein of 799 amino acids. Gene Ontology annotation, molecular function: metalloendopeptidase activity. Lineage: Eukaryota; Fungi; Ascomycota; Eurotiomycetes; Eurotiales; Aspergillaceae. The record is from RefSeq and is a predicted model, not a curated record. Gene Ontology annotation, biological process: proteolysis.